AUGGGCAAAAAGGAGAGAGCACAAGAAAGAAGAGAAAGGCGCCGCCAAGAGAUCUCUCUCCUUCGAACAAUUCCUUAUUCCGAUCAACAAAGAUGGUGGACUCCCAACACUAUUGCAGUGGUUACAGGUUCGAAUAGGGGAAUCGGGUUUGAGAUUGCACGACAACUUGCAUCUAAUGGGUUGACAGUUAUUGCCACCUCACGAGAGAUUACUGCUGGGGAAGAAGCAGUUAAGGUCCUAAAAGAAGGUUUUAAUGUGGUUUCCCAUCAGCUAGACAUUUCGGAUCCUUCAUCUAUUGAAACUUUUGUACAAUGGACAAAGGAGACUUACGGCAGCGUAGACAUACUGGUGAACAAUGCAGGAGUGAAUUUCAACACAGGCUCAGACAAUUCUACUGAAUUCGCUGAGAAGGUUGUUGCAACUAAUUUCUUUGGGACUAAAAACAUGAUUAAGGCCAUGAUCCCUUUAAUGAGACCUUCAGACUCUGGUGCUCGUAUUGUAAAUGUGAGCUCGAGACUGGGAAGAUUGAAUGGGCGGCGUAAUCGAAUAGGAAAUAUUGAUCUGAGAAAAAAGCUAGAAGAUGAUGAAUCCUUGUCAGAAGACUUAAUCGACCAGACAAUGGCUACAUUCCUAGAACAAGUAAAAGACGGCAGUUGGGAAAAUGGUGGAUGGCCUCAAGUUUAUACAGAUUAUUCCUUGUCGAAAUUAGCAGUGAAUGCCUACACGAGGAUGAUGGCAAGAAGAUUAAAUGGUCAGAAAAUAUACAUUAACUGCUGUUGUCCAGGAUGGGUGAAAACCGGCAUGACUGGUUGGGCUGGGCUUACUGGCCCUGAGGAAGGUGCUGAUACUGCAGUUUGGCUUGCUUUGCUUUCUGAUCAAUUACCAAGUGGCAAAUUCUUUGCCGAGAGGCGUGAGAUAAAUUUCUAG
Messenger RNA from Striga hermonthica, 927 nucleotides. NCBI's taxonomy places the organism in Eukaryota, Viridiplantae, Streptophyta, Magnoliopsida, Lamiales, Orobanchaceae. The record is from the annotation of a GenBank genome assembly.